GACCUCACAGUUAGUCUGCACGAGUUAAUCACACAGAGCCUCUAGUGAUUCCCCUUUCUAUUUCUUUUAAGCAGAAACACAGCAGAACCACGCAAACAGAGCACAGCCCCAUCUAAAAAGAAAGAAAAGAACAGAGAGCAAAUACAUAAACAAAUCUAAAAGGACAAACCCCUGGGAGUUCAUGGGAGCGCACAGGACAUGAAAGUGAGCGCCUUUCUGUUUCUCUCAUUUGCCUCCCUGUGCAUCUCUGCCUGUACCAUCCCCCCCCCUCGCCUCAAUUAUAUUAUCCUCUCAGACUUGGAAGCUGCUGCCCGAGCUGACGCUUUGAUGGUAUCUGCGAGCGUUUGUACUGAUCUUUAUUUCUGCCCCCUGAAUAUUAAUUUUCGAAGCUGGUAGCAAUACAUUUCCUGAGUGACGGGACCUACUAGAGGCAGGUGGGGGGAGCCAGCAUCAAAUCAUCAGCAUAAUAAUAAUACAAAGGGGAGGGAUUCUUCUGCAACCCAGAGGCGAGAGGGAAAAAAAAAAGCGAUGAGUUCGCCAAAUACAUGGAGCUUUGGAAGCACAGUCUACUCUCCUGUAUUUUCACAGAAAAUGACGCUGUGGAUUCUGCUCCUGCUAUCGCUCUACCCGGGCUUCACUAGCCAAAAAUCAGACGAUGAUUAUGAAGAUUACACUUCUAAUAAAACAUGGGUGUUGACUCCAAAGGUUCCCGAGGGUGACGUCACUGUCAUCUUAAACAACCUACUGGAAGGGUAUGACAACAAACUCCGGCCUGAUAUAGGAGUAAAACCGACAUUAAUUCACACGGACAUGUAUGUGAACAGCAUUGGCCCAGUGAAUGCUAUCAAUAUGGAAUAUACAAUUGAUAUAUUUUUUGCCCAAACCUGGUAUGACAGACGUUUGAAAUUUAACAGUACCAUUAAAGUUCUCCGGUUGAACAGCAAUAUGGUGGGGAAAAUCUGGAUUCCAGACACUUUCUUCAGGAACUCCAAAAAGGCCGAUGCUCAUUGGAUCACCACUCCCAACAGGAUGCUGAGAAUUUGGAAUGAUGGUCGAGUUCUCUAUACCUUAAGGCUGACAAUUGAUGCUGAGUGCCAGCUGCAGUUGCACAACUUCCCCAUGGACGAACACUCCUGCCCCCUGGAGUUCUCCAGUUAUGGCUAUCCACGUGAAGAAAUUGUUUACCAGUGGAAGCGUAGUUCUGUUGAAGUGGGUGACACACGAUCUUGGAGGCUCUACCAGUUUUCAUUUGUUGGAUUGAGGAACACCACUGAAGUAGUGAAGACAACUUCUGGUGACUAUGUGGUCAUGUCUGUGUACUUUGAUCUGAGCAGAAGAAUGGGGUAUUUCACCAUCCAGACGUACAUCCCCUGCACACUCAUCGUGGUACUAUCCUGGGUGUCCUUUUGGAUCAAUAAGGAUGCUGUUCCUGCCCGAACAUCUUUAGGUAUCACUACUGUCCUGACCAUGACUACUCUCAGCACCAUAGCCCGGAAAUCUCUGCCCAAGGUCUCCUAUGUCACGGCAAUGGACCUCUUUGUAUCUGUUUGCUUCAUCUUUGUGUUUUCUGCUCUGGUGGAAUAUGGCACCCUGCAUUAUUUUGUCAGCAAUCGGAAACCAAGCAAGGACAAAGACAAAAAGAAGAAAAACCCUCUUCUUCGGAUGUUUUCCUUCAAGGCCCCUACCAUUGAUAUCCGGCCCAGAUCAGCAACCAUCCAAAUGAACAAUGCCACACACCUUCAAGAGAGGGACGAGGAAUAUGGCUACGAGUGUCUGGAUGGCAAGGACUGUGCCAGUUUCUUCUGCUGUUUUGAAGACUGCCGAACAGGAGCCUGGAGACAUGGGCGAAUACAUAUCCGCAUUGCCAAAAUGGACUCCUAUGCUCGGAUCUUCUUUCCCACCGCCUUCUGUUUGUUCAAUCUGGUUUACUGGGUCUCUUAUCUUUAUCUGUGAGAAGGUAUGGGUUUAGUGGAUAAGGGUCUUAUUCACUGAAUCUCAUGGAAAGAAUAUGUCUUUCUAAAUCCAAUUAAAUAAUCCCUUAUGUGGUCAUUGAAUCGGUUUUCUGUCUCAACCUAGUAAUAUGUAUAAUGUCGUACUAUCUGUGCCAACUCUCCUUUGGUUAUUGUAAUUUGAACUUCGAUGUGCACUGUCUUUCAAACCUGCAAGGCAAAGUAAGCUUAGAACAAGGACUGUUACACUGAGCAUGCUAUCUUUGGGAAACAGCAAUAGAAUCCAUGAAAGCCUUGAGUGUUUAAAGUGAUGGUAACAGUCUUUGAUUCCCACAGUGUAGGACAAAAGAGGCGAAACUGUGUGCUGUGUUCACUUGGAGUCAAGUUGUGGUAAAUUGGAGCAAAUAAGAAUACCUCCCUCACUGGUGAAGAAUCACAAUAGAAUAGCCUAGAUUAGAAUUCUAUUAAACCUUUAUUUCAAGGGAGGAAGAAAAUUUCCUGCAUAUCAUAUGUACAAUGAUGUAAAUAUUUCAGUAAUGUAGAAUGCUUCCAGUUUAAUGCAUGCACCUCUUUAGAGCCAAAAUAAAUUACCUAUAUGAUCAUCAUAUA
Messenger RNA from Myodes glareolus (Bank vole), 2558 nucleotides. It is a transcript of the gene Gabrg2, whose product is annotated as gamma-aminobutyric acid type A receptor subunit gamma2. The record is from RefSeq and is a predicted model, not a curated record. Gene Ontology annotation, biological process: chloride transport; gamma-aminobutyric acid signaling pathway; monoatomic ion transmembrane transport. Gene Ontology annotation, molecular function: GABA-A receptor activity; extracellular ligand-gated monoatomic ion channel activity. NCBI's taxonomy places the organism in Eukaryota, Metazoa, Chordata, Mammalia, Rodentia, Cricetidae. Gene Ontology annotation, cellular component: membrane.